AUGCCAACCACUUAUGACCAGAACUACUACAACUACUACAACCACAACUCCGACUACCAUAACAACUACUCCAACUACUACCACCACAACUCCCACGACCACAUCUCCCACUACCACAACAACUUCUCCAACUACAAUGACCCCAACUCCCACCACCACAACUCCCCCUACAUCCAGCACAACUCCCACUACCUCAACUCCUACUACUACAAGUCGUGUUCGAGCCCCCACCACGCCAAUAACUACCACUGCCACACCCACAACUCCAAUCACAACUCCCACUACCACAACUCCCAUUACAACUACCACAACCCCCACCAUUACUACAACCACAACUAUCACUACCGCAUCUCCCACUACAACACCCACAAUUCCCACUACCACAACUCCCACUACCACAACUCCCAUUACAACUACCACAGCCCUCACCACAACAACAACAACUACUCCAACUACUACAACCACCACUCCCACGACCACUCCUCCCACUACCACAACAACUUCUCCAACUACAAUGACCCCAACUCCCACCACCACAACUCUCCCUACAUCCAGCACAACUCCCACUACCUCAACUCCUACUACUACAAGUCGUGUUCGAGUAUCACUACCGCAUCUCCCACUACAACAACCACAAUUCCCACUACCACAACUCCCACUACAACUACCACAACUCUGAUUACAACUACCACAGCCCUCACCACAACAACAACAACUUCUCCAACUACUACAACCACAAGUCUGACUACCAUAACAACUACUCCAACUACUACCACCACAACUCCCACGACCCACAACUCCCACUACCUCAACUCCUACUACUACAAGUCGUGUUCGAGGUGCCUGCAAUGGACAGACGACGGGGCUGUUCCCCAAUCCCUCAGACAAAACUACUUAUUACGACUGUUCGGGACCAGUGCUCCUAAAGUGUCCAGUGGGAGAGGAAUUCAAGAAAAAAACCAGCACUUGCGAAACAACUACCACAGCCACAGCAAUGACUCCCACUACCACAACUUCUCAGACUACCACGACUACUCCCACUACCAACAAAACUACUCCAACUCCCUCUACAACAGCUCCCACCACUACAAAAACUCCAACUCACACAACCACAACUACUACAACCAUAACAACUACUCCAACUACCAGCACCCCCACCACAACAACUCCAACUGCUACAACACCCACAACUCCCACUAUGAACAGAACUUCUCCAACUACUACAACCACAACUCCGACUACCAUAACAACUACUCCAACUACUACCACCACAACUCCCACGACCACAUCUCCCACUACCACAACAACUUCUCCAACUACAAUGACCCCAACUCCCACCACCACAACUCCCCCUACAUCCAGCACAACUCCCACUACCUCAACUCCUACUACUACAAGUCGUGUUCGAGCACCCACAACUCCCACUAUGAACAGAACUUCUCCAACUACUACAACCACAACUCCGACUACCAUAACAACUACUCCAACUACUACCACCACAACUCCCACGACCACAUCUCCCACUACCACAACAACUUCUCCAACUACAAUGACCCCAACUCCCACCACCACAACUCCCCCUACAUCCAGCACAACUCCCACUACCUCAACUCCUACUACUACAAGUCGUGUUCGAGGCACAAUUCCAAUCAAAACUCCAACUACCACAAUUACUUCCACUACUACAACUCCCUCUACAACUACCACAACCCACACCACAACUCCAGCUGCUACAACCACAGCUCCAAUCAUAACUACCUCAACCACUCCCACAACCACAACAACUACUUCAACUACCACGACCACAACUCCCACAGAAACUACCAUAGCCCCCACCAUGCCAACAACUACCACUGCCACACCCAUAACUCCAAUCAAAACUCCCACUACCACAACUCCCAUUACAACUACCACAGCCCUCACCACAACAACAACAACUACUCCAACUUCUACAACCACAACUCCAACUACCAUGACAACUACUCCAACUACUACCACCACACCUCCCACUACCACAACAACUUCUCCAACUACAAUGACCCCAACUCCCACCCCCACAACUCCCCCUACAUCCAGCACAAUUCCCACUACCUCAACUCCUACUACUACAAGCCGUGUUCGAGGUGCCUGUAA
Molecule: messenger RNA, 2133 nt
Organism: Platichthys flesus (European flounder)
Lineage: Eukaryota; Metazoa; Chordata; Actinopteri; Pleuronectiformes; Pleuronectidae
Product: GATA zinc finger domain-containing protein 14-like
Exons: 11
Coding region: 1-2133 (710 amino acids)
Source: RefSeq, a predicted model, not a curated record